AUUAGUGUGCCGUGAUCCUUUUGAAGUCAUUCUGUGGUUACAGGUUAAGCUCAAAGCCCACCACUCGUCGUACUCUGCGUGGCACAGACAGUAUUUGGAGGGGGAAAAAAAACAGUAUAGGUUCUUAAAACUUUUCAGCCGGGGACCAAAAUGACUUUUUUUUUCCCCCCCCUGAGAUCCAGGAUCAUUAAAUCAUACGAGAGUUCUUGUCAUGUGGAAACCCGCUAUAGAAGGAGGGCCUGCGAACGAUUUUGGGUCUCAACCCAUAAUCCAACCUAGCAAUCUGUGAACUGGAAUAUAUUGUUCAUUUAACCUCAUAUCCUGAGGAUUUUGAUUAUAUUUUGAAAGUAACUUGCCCAACCAGAAUUUCUGUUCCUUAUUAGGGCUGCAGUUCAAAGUCGAGCUCAUUUUCCCCACGAAACAUAAUGCAGACCUCGAGUAGAAAAAUACUCUUUUCAGGACCCAGAUAAAAAUGCAACUAUUAAAAUUAUCCUCAUUAAAACCACUAAUAAUUCUGUUGUUUUCAUGUGAAGGCCAACCAGAGAGGUUUGCGUAACCUAACAUCUAGCAGGAUAUAAAUCGGAUAUACAAGUAUGUUUCCUAACUACUGAUCCCUCAUGUUGCCCCUUCCAUCAUCUUUGAUCAGUUGGCUAGUAAGUAAAAUGUCAGUGUUCAUUUCCAGAUGUAGAUCAAGAUAUCAUCUCUGAAACCUCAAAGUUCACUCCCCUUUUUUUUCUUUCUUUCUCCUUCCUCCACUUGGACGCCCGCGAAUACAGAUCGAAUGAAAUGUUAAACUGUACAUCAUCAUUAUUCCUGGGUCAAAGCUCGGGUAAGUAGCCAAUUGGCCGCGUCGGGACGCUAAACUGACAUCUAUUGGCCAAAUUGUGGCAGGGUAGGAUGUUAAAGUCAUUUAGACUCAUCAGGCUAAGUGGACACAGUUGACUGAGAGGUCUCGAACCUCCCCACGUCUGGUUGCGGGUAGAUUUCGGUGCCAACAAUUCUCAAUUAGAGCAGUGGAUGAGAGGACAUCUGGGCUGCUGUGUCCGCCUGCUUGAUAUAUGUAUAUGAAUGUACGCCAACAGGCCGAAAGUCAUUUCUCAAACGAACCAUACCCGUCCGUCUUUUCACCAGACAGACAUGGCGGAUUUAAUGCAUCAAGUCAAUCAUGAUGGUUUCAAUGUUAUGACAAUGUCAGAGCAGAGAGACGACGUCGUGUAUCCCGCACGUAUAUUGACAAGGAUGAACAUUUCCUCAGAGCUUCAGUUAUCAAUAUUUUUCGAUGAACAAUGGAUCAAAUGGGUGAUGUGAGAGGUAACAGUGGUUGUGGUUGAAUCAAUACCUAAAGAAUGGAUACUGCACUUGUAAUAUUAAUAUUAGUGUCAUUAAAAUUGGGUUGGAUCACAUUCUGGUCACACGAACAAACCACUUGCGUCUCUGCUCCGGAUGUGGAGGAGCAGCCGAAGAGCCAGAGUUUUGGUGGAGACUAAAAAUGAGCUAAAAGGAGAGAGAAUAUUAGACUUGUAUUCGCCAGGUGGUAAGAAAGAGGACUCUGUAUGACUUUGUGUCUGCUGCAUUUGAAAAUAAGCAACUUUUUGCUAUCAUUUUCAGUGCAACGGCUUUGUCAGUCAAGGAAUAUGAAUGUUUCAUCGCACCAAAAAAAAUCUAUUAAUGCAGGUUUAAAAGAAUUCACUUGAUUUGAGAAAAAAAAGUUAUUCAAAGAUUCAGGCUUUUUUGGUUUGUGUCACUGAUUACUUUUAUGAUGUAUAGUCUUACAAUCAAUCGGACCACCAGAAGAGGUCCCAGGCAACAAAAUUCACUGAGGGCCGUUGGUGUAUUUUAAUUUAUCCAUGUCUAUUUAAAAAAAUGACUGUUGUGAAAGUGACACAAUCACAAGGACAAGUCACAUUUUCAGUGUAACAUCAUGUAGGAAAUCAGAGGCGUUAAAUCCAUGACAGUACCGUCACUGCCACAGGCCUGCAGAAGGAGAAGUGAGAAAAAGUGAAAAUAGAAGUAGGAGGCUGAGGAGGAGGAGGAGAAGGUAACGUGCCUCCUCUUCCCCGUCCUCCUCCGUCUGCCCUCUCCACCCCUCCGCUCACCUCACACCACCCGAUGCCGAUCACCGUGCAACUCUCAUCGCUUUUACAAUCACCUCCAUCACGGUCCGGGGUCGCGCACAUCACGCAAGUCUCUCUGUUUGACCGGCUGAGGUGAAUGGGGAUAUUUAGAGAGGUGGGUGCUUCACAUUUUUUGUCGUCUGGAUGGUGAUCAUGCUGAUAUAUGUUAUGUCAUCCAGCCCUUUGUGUCCGUGUGCCUCUCCCCUGCUCCGGUGGCAUUACAGAGUGUCAGCGGAGAUGUUGGCAGGUGCGUUGGUUCUGGGCACCAUCCUCACAGCUUUACCGGGUAUCCAGAGCAGGUGGAGUGUGUCAUUCUCCAGGAGGGAGAUCUGCGUGUGGGCAGGAACAACUGUCACUCUGCCCUGCCGUUAUGACUACCCGUCAGGCCACACUGUGAGGCGAGUCAUGUGGUUCCGUGUGUCUGCGGAGGGCCGCAGGGAGUUCACCCACCACACUGACACAGACCAGAUCAGCCUGUCAUACCGCGGACGCACACGCUACAUUGGGGGCAGCUACUCCAGCUGUUCGGUCCAGAUUCGGGGUGUGAAGCUGAGUGAUGCGGGCCAGUACCACUUCCGGUUUGAGACGGACCAGCCGCUGGGCAGAUGGACCUCCCCCGACACCAUCACUCUCGAUGUGACAGACCUCCAGGUCCACGUGCAUCCAGCCAGGCCGGCCAACAUGUUUGGCUUCGGGGAGACGGUGUUUGUCGGCUGCCAGGCCACAGGAUGUGCUGCACCGGGAAGGAGCCUUGCUCUCCUCAGGAACGGACUGAACCUCGGCUCUUAUGAGAAAUGGAUGAUCAUCACCCGCUUUGACCAACAGCACGCUGGAGCGUACACCUGUCGACCGAUCCCACCACAAAAUGUACAGUCCCCUUCCCUCCUUCUGGCUCUGGGAUACGGUCCUCACUCCACCUCAAUAGCAGUCUUUCCUGGAGGGGAGGUGACUGAGGGGGGGUCGGUCACCCUGGCCUGCAGUAGUGAUGCAGCUCCGCCUGUAGAGAGCUUUGCAUGGUUCAAAGACAUGGAGAGCGGCAGCAUCCCGGACAGUUUCAGGCCUCAGCUGCGUCUGUCCCGCCUCAAGUACACGGACAGAGGAGAGUACUUCUGUGUCGCGCGCAGCUCGCUGGGAACGGACCGCUCCAACCCGCUGCUGCUCAAUGUCACGUACUCUCCAAAGAACACGCACGUGCUGGUGAGUCCUCGAGGUGACAUCAGAGAGGGCUCACCGGUGAACCUGAGCUGUGUCUGCCACGCGAACCCUCCUGCCAGCAGGUACACUUGGUUUCGUAUUCUAGGUGAUCAGGUGUUGGCUAAGGGAACGUUUCAGAACCUGACGUUCCCCUCGGUGCGCGCUCUCCACGCUGGCCAGUACUACUGCACAGCAUCAAACCGAUUGGGAUACCAAACCUCCCUCGUGGCGACACUCACCGUACUCUAUCCUCCUAAGAACACCUCAGUCCUGGCUCGUCCCUCCGGUGUGGUGGACGCUGGCCGACCUCUGACCCUGACCUGCAGCAGUCAGGCCAACCCAGCAGUGGACAACUUCACAUGGCAUCGCUUAGCGCCGGACGGGGGCUCUGUACAAUCAUGGGGCUCCAAGUCUGGUCCUGUUUUCACUUUCUCAGAGGUCGGCCCCGGGGAGAGCGGCCAGUACUACUGUGAGGCCAGGAACCGCAUCGGAGCCCACAGCUCUCCGGUCCUCACUGUCCGAGUCCGAGGUCGUCUUAAGGUCAUUGCCUUGGCAUCAGCAGUGGGCGUGUCUGCUGCUCUCAUCACUCUCACUGUGGCCAUUAUGAUCAGUAAGAACAUGCACAGAGUUGACGUGGAGUCUGUGGAAGUAGCAAACAAGCGUCCGUCAUUAACCGCUGACACCAUGUUCUAUGAGUCAACCCAACACACUGUCCCAGUGAGGAAAGGCAAAAUGUCUGACAUACCGGAAGAGCCUGAGGACAUGAGUGACAGCUCCCACCCCUCCAUCGUUCCUCUAAAGGAUGCUCCACCAAUCACAGAAGUUGAAACCUGCAACCCCGGCCCCAACCACUUCACCGUCCACUACACCAGGUUGUCCAGUGCAGACCAGGUGCAGGUCCACAGCCUGCCACGAGGUGGCGAUAGAAAACCAAAGGACUCCCCCAAAGUUGUUUACGCCUUACUGCCCCAGCCCGGCCCCUGAACUGAAGGAUACAGCUGCUGAACAAGACAUAAUCCGUCCUCCUGUGAACCAGUCACUUUGCUUCCAUCUGUGCAGAGACGGCUGUGGAAACCACAGACGGCUCCUUGUGAACUGUAGAUGACUUAUGCUGUUCUGGGUCAGACGUGUUGUUACGGGAUUCUCCACGGUUCUUCAGACCCUGAGGGCAACUCGAGGCCGGGGGUCCUGCCACUGUGUUGCAUGUCUUUUCUUCGUUUUUGUUUUGUUUGUUUUUUUUGGGGGGGGGAGGAGGGGUUCUCUGCUAUGAAUCUUACCACAAUAUUCUGUCUGAUGAAGUGAAAGUGUUCAAAAGCAGAAACAAGGAAUACUUUAUUGAUUCCCAGGGAGAAUGUGGUUUUGUUACAGUUGCUCCAAACAAAAAUAUGAACAUAUACAGACCCUAAAAUUAUAAUAAAUAGAAAUAUAGUAUAUAAAUAUGAAGUAUGUCAAAUUAUGUGCAUUAUCCUACAAUAUAUAUAUAUAUACACACAACAGCUUGUGGUAAUUGCUAUGCAAAUAUUAACAAGAAAUAACAAUAAACCGGUGUAGAUAAACAGUAAUAGGUCUGUAAGGGGCUAUUGACUCAGAGUGUCUGACAGUCUGAGGGAGGAGUCUGAUGACCACAGGCAUGUGGCGCAAGGUGGCGCCUAUCAGUGGAAUACUGUAAGUCUCUUGCUUACUGUACUCCUGUGCUUAGCCAGCAUGUCCUGGAGUGAGUGGGAGACAUUGUCCAAAGAUAGCCUGUGACUUGGACAGCAUGUUGAAUCCGUCGGUGUCUUCUACCCUCAACCCCCCGCUUCCCCAUAGCACAUAACAGCAAUGUGGCCCACCACAGACUCAUCAUCGUCCGGCAGAUGUUGAAGGAUCUCAGCCUCCACAGAAAAUUAGGGACCGCUCUGGCCCUUCUUGUAGACGGCUUCGGUGAUCUUGGUCCACAGAGGCCCCCCCUGGAUGGAGACAGGGCUCGCCAGGUCCUUGGUUUCUCCUCCGAAUCCACAACCCAGCUCCCUGUGUCACAUUGAGCUGCCGAUGGUUCCGCUCACACUGUAACAAGCUGCAUGCGCGGUCAAUGCAUGAAAGGAAAGGCUAAAUAGGGAGCAUCAACACCAAUAGCCAUUUUACCUGCAUUCAUAUCCAUAUUUAAAUAAUGCUUCACACUAACAUUUGCUCUCAAGAAUAUGUAGAUGGCACAAUGUGCGUUAACCUUUGCAACCUCCGACUACUGGAAAGUGAUAAUCUUUUGUAUUCAAACAUCAUUGUCCCCAAUAAAAGUGACAGGGUGUUAUUGAACACAAUAGCGGAGAAAAGCAGACGUCAACAAAGAAUAUGCAAUAUUUGACAUGAGUUUCCCCACUGUAUUCUACAAUGCUCCACGUAGGCUUGUUCUGAACGCCAAUGCUGCAACACUUAUUCAGUUUACACAGCUCGCUUUCAUUAAAUCAGUCGUUCCAUUUUUACUGUACGUAGUGUACGCUACGCCGGGAACGCUUCAAAAUUACACAUUGUAGUUUGUUACCCUAAAGCAAAAUAAAAGAAAA
This is a messenger RNA of Scophthalmus maximus (turbot), 5848 nucleotides long. RefSeq names its product B-cell receptor CD22. Bases 2259 to 4292 code for a protein of 677 amino acids. The transcript is spliced from 18 exons. NCBI's taxonomy places the organism in Eukaryota, Metazoa, Chordata, Actinopteri, Pleuronectiformes, Scophthalmidae. The record is from RefSeq and is a predicted model, not a curated record.